Molecule: messenger RNA, 1734 nt
Organism: Xenopus tropicalis (tropical clawed frog)
Lineage: Eukaryota; Metazoa; Chordata; Amphibia; Anura; Pipidae
Gene: nanp
Product: N-acetylneuraminic acid phosphatase
Exons: 2
Coding region: 52-732 (226 amino acids)
Molecular function (GO): N-acylneuraminate-9-phosphatase activity; hydrolase activity
Source: RefSeq, a predicted model, not a curated record
AAUGGUUUCUGUAUUGCAGUAUUAUAACCAUUUUGAGAACAGUUGUUUAAGAUGACAGCAUAUCAUAAUGACAAAAGUUGUUCAGUCAUUUUGAAAGAGGUGGUGAAAGUACUCAUAGAGAAAAACCAAUACAAGGAGGAAGAAGCUCUUAUUAUUUGCAACAAGUUUCAGGCAAAGCUAGGUUGCGAGACUCUGGAUUCUUCUACAAUGACCAUUGAUGACCUUCGUGUUCAGCACUGGGAAGAUGCUCUGCAAGAAGUUAGACAGGGAGACCAUAAAAAAGUGGCCAUGGACUGCUACACUUUGUGGAAAACGAGACGCCUUCAGCUUCUGACAAUGUCAGAGAAUACUAAAGAUAUGCUGUGUGAACUAAGAAAAUCAACUCGCUUGGUUCUCCUCACUAAUGGUGUGGGGCAGGUCCAGAGAGAGAAAAUUGAGUCCUGUGGUGCACAGCAGUUCUUUGAUGCUGUUGUGGUUGGGGGAGAACAUGCUGAAGAAAAGCCAGCACCUUCCAUUUUUUACCACUGCUGUGACCUCAUUAGAGUGUUGCCUGGGGACUGUGUGAUGGUCGGGGACAAUUUAGAUACAGAUAUCCAAGGUGGACUUAAUGCAGGCUUGAAAGCAACCAUUUGGUUAAAUAAAAAUCCUUCAAUAAUUAAAGUCAGUCCAACUCCUCACUACACCGUGAAAUCUGUAAUGGAAGUUCCAGAUGUCCUCAAAAAUGUAAAAUAGAAAUGUAGAUCAUGUCAGAACAGACAUAUGGAAAACUGCAGAUAAUUUAGCAUUGAGGGCUUUGUAAAUGGUGCUUUAAAUAAUAUCUGUUCCCAGCUGUAAGCUCAUUUCAUCUAAAGCCAAAUAACAGCUGCAUCAGGUUUUGGUAACAUUACCAUGGCUCCAUAAAAUAUACUAUGUGAUUACAUUUCGUGUUUAACAUACAUGUAAACUUUUAAAAAAAAAAAAAAAAAUAAUGCAAAGACAAAAUUCACAUGAUUGUGUCCUUAAAGUAGCUAAAUAUAAAUAUGUAAUUUAUAUGUGAUCAAAAAUCUAUAUUAAACAUUCCAUGCUCAAAAAGGUCUGUUUUUUUGUCGAUAUGUUAAUGGUUAGUCCCAUGAAGGGCUUUAUCUUAUAUUAUUGCCUACAUGUGGCAGACUAACAUUCACCUUCAGUGGGCAGAAAGUUCUAUUGAGAAGCAGUCUUUGAAAACACUGUGCGUCUCAGAAUUGCCUGCAGUUAUAGGCAGCCUAGCACAUACCUGUGUGAUGUCCAGCUCUGGCUGUAGGCCAGACAUUAGCACCAAGGGCCAUUUAUGGGAUAAGUCCUGGAACCAGUGUGUAGGGGAAAUUUUGGUUUUAUACUAGGGAGCGUUUAACCUUUUGGAUUAAAAAACUGGACACUCUGGCACCAAGAGGGUUGAAUGAAUAUUGUUCCUUUAAUUGUUUUUUGCCAACGAGGUAAAUUAUGUAACAAUAAGAUUUUUAUGAAUUUAAUAGUAUUCAUUAACUGUAUGGAUAGUUUUCCCUUUAUCAACAAUAUCUGUAUGUGUUAUACAUGACGGGUAGUGAAAUUGGGUUGUGGUUAUGCAGGUUGUGGGAGGGGUUAUGUAUAUUGUAUUAUAUAAAGUUUUAUUGUGUGUAUGAUUUUUUUGUGGUUUAACAUCUUGAUAAAGGUCCUAGACCUGAACCGAAACGUUGAUGUUUUUAAUUUUGUAAUGUAACAAUAAAUGAACUGAAAGGA